AUAUUCUACAUCCAUAAAUUCAUUAUACAUGGAUUAAGAAAAGAAAACACUAUUCCUCACAUUUUCCACAAAUUCUCUUUUCACCCCCAACGGCACCAUUCAAUCUUUGCUUAUAUAUAUCAGUCUCUCCUUUGCUCUCUCUAUAUAUAGCCAUUUCAGUUUCAGCUGCUCUUCUCCCCUCCUUUAAACAUUUCUUCCUAAUUAAUUACUUUCCUAUUUCUUUCUCUUUCUUAUCACAGAUUUUCUCUCUUAUGGCUCACACCAAAUCCCAUGCCUUUCUUUUAUCUGGGAAGAAGAGACCCAACCAAGAUGAAUUUGACGGGGACGAUCUUUUUCUUUCCAAGAAAUCCUUGCUUUUGUCUCCUGCUGUAACCUACGGUGACGAUCCCGUCGCUGCAUUAGCUGCCGCACGCCAUGAGUUCGGUGAACAUGGAGGCGUUAACAUGUCUAUCGAGGCCUCCGCCACCUUCACUGUCAUGGAGCCCGACACUAUGCGCCGCAUGUUCUCCGGCGAGCUGGGCCCUGAUCGGGACUUCUUCAUCUACAGUCGCCACUUCAACCCCACCGUCUUGAAUCUUGGCCGCCAGAUGGCCGCCCUGGAAGGAACCGAGGCCGCCUAUUGCACUGCUAGCGGUAUGUCUGCGAUAUCCUCGGUGUUAUUGCAACUUUGCAGCAGUGGAGGACACGUGGUGGCUUCGAGGGCUCUGUAUGGUGGGACUCACGCCCUGUUGAGCCAUUUCUUACCGAGGGCGUGCAACAUAACGACGACGUUUGUUGAAAUUGGAGAUGUAGAAAUGGUGAAAAAUGCCAUAGUUGAAGGCAAAACCAAGGUGUUUUACUUCGAGUCCAUGUCGAAUCCUACUCUCACCGUAGCUAAUAUCCCUGAACUCAGCAGAAUUGCCCAUGAGAAAGGUGUGAUGGUGGUUGUGGACAACACUUUUGCCCCAGUGGUCCUGUCUCCGGCACGUCUAGGGGCGGACGUGGUUGUGCAUAGUAUUUCCAAGUUCAUCAGCGGCGGAGCUGAUAUCAUUGCAGGUGCUGUUUGUGGGCCGGCCAGCCUUGUGAACUCAAUGAUGGACCUUCAUCAAGGGACUUUGAUGCUUCUUGGGCCUACAAUGAACGCCAAGGUGGCCUUUGAGUUGUCAGGGAGGAUUCCUCAUUUGGGCCUCAGAAUGAAGGAACAUUGCCACCGAGCGAUGGAGUUUGCAACAAGAAUGAAGAAACUAGGCCUCAAAGUCAACUACCCAGGCCUUGAAGACCACCCACAACAUGAGCUCCUCAAGUCCAUGGCUAAUAAGGACUAUGGAUAUGGUGCACUUCUCUGCCUUGACAUGGAGACUGAGGAAAGGGCUAACAGAUUGAUGCAGCACUUGCAGAACUUCACCCAAUUUGGGUUAAUGGCUGUGAGCUUGGGCUACUAUGAGACCUUAAUGUCAGUCUCUGGUAGUAGCACUAGUAGUGAAAUGAGUGCGGAGGAAAAGAAAUUAGCUGGAAUCUCACCUGGGCUAAUCAGGAUGUCUGUUGGGUACAUAGGCACUUUGGAGCAGAAAUGGAGCCAAUUCGAGAAGGCGCUUUUGAGAAUGCAGGACUCAGGCUUCACUUACAAGAAUUCAGUUUCUGCUGUUACCAAAUAGAAGCAAACAUAUAGCCUUUAAAAAUAAAACGCUUCUCCAUGGCGUCCGCGGCCCCUGCAUUCUGCAAUAAUAAAUUAACGAGCCUCGUAAAUAUGCGUGUACAAAAUCAAACUUGUUGAGUUUUAAAGGAGCUUAGAAACCUCCCUGAGCAAAUCUAUGUUGCAUGCACGUUCAACGCCUGCAUUUGAAAUUCA
This is a messenger RNA of Hevea brasiliensis (rubber tree), 1828 nucleotides long. Its product is annotated as methionine gamma-lyase. NCBI's taxonomy places the organism in Eukaryota, Viridiplantae, Streptophyta, Magnoliopsida, Malpighiales, Euphorbiaceae. Gene Ontology annotation, molecular function: carbon-sulfur lyase activity; pyridoxal phosphate binding. The record is from RefSeq and is a predicted model, not a curated record. Bases 252 to 1634 code for a protein of 460 amino acids. The transcript has 3 exons. Gene Ontology annotation, cellular component: cytoplasm. Gene Ontology annotation, biological process: transsulfuration.